Molecule: messenger RNA, 981 nt
Organism: Adineta steineri
Lineage: Eukaryota; Metazoa; Rotifera; Eurotatoria; Adinetida; Adinetidae
Source: the annotation of a GenBank genome assembly
AUGUCUGCAACAACAGCGUUACUUUCGAUUCAGCAAAAUGUAUAUGCAAUUGCUGGUCCUAUCUUAAUAGGUAUUGGAAGCAUCAGCUGUAUACUCAAUUUAAUGGUAUUCAGCAAGAGCACUCUACGAAAAAAUCCGUGUACGAUUUGUUUAAUUGCUGUCAAUCUUAUCAAUUUUGUAAAUUUUUAUUUGGGUCUUUUUCUGGCGGUACUAGCAACUGGUUAUAAUAUCGAUCCAAGUUCGACUAACAUCUAUUUUUGUCGAUUUCAUUUUUAUAUUACUGUGGUUUUGGGGUGUUUUCAAUCAUCAUUUAUUAUCUUAGCAUCAAUUGAUCGUACACUUAUCACUUCACCUAAUGCUGUAACACGACAACGCAGUACUCGUCGUAUGAUUAUUAUUAGUAUGAUUGGUAUAAGCUUAUUCUGGAUGAUUUUUCAAAGUCAUGCAUUGAUUCUCACGGAAAUUCUACAAUUUGGACCUGGUUACUUUGUUUGUUACUAUCCACCAGGUAUAUAUACUGUAUUUAUGAGCUAUCAUGCAUUUAUAGUCAAUGGAAUUCUUCCAACUGCAUUGAUGAUCAUAUUUGGAUGUUGGACAGUGAAGAAUAUUCGUACAGUAAGUCGUGUAAGACCUGAAAUUAAGUCGAUGGAUACUGGAAAUAUGAUGAUUGGUAGACCUGCCAUUCUUCGAUCAAAGGAUCAACAACUUGUUCGCAUGUUACUAGUAAAUAUUAUUGCUUUUUUUAUAUGCAAAUUUCCAUCUACACUGAUUCUCAUUUACCAACAAAUUACACAGUAUGAUGAAAAAACUAGCGAUCGACAAGUAAUAGAACAAUCAGUUUUACAAUUGGCAUUCUUUUUGUAUUACAUCGAUAAUGGUAUUGAUUGUUAUACAAAUAUACUUGUAUCAAAAACUUUUCGAACAGAACUCAAACGUAUAUUUGUAGAUGCUUAUCAUACUUAUAUUCGUCAUCGAAAUUAA